UUCCCCACCCACCGCCGAACCCGCCGUCUCCGGCGAGCCCUUCGCCGUCGCCGCCGCCGCCGCCGCGUUUGCCAGCCAGGUGGGAGAGAAGCGGAGAUGGAGGCGAAGAUCUCGUCGCUCUGCGCCUCCCUCACGGCCGUCCUCACCCACGCCGACGACUCCUCCCGCGCCCUCUCCGACGCGAUCUCCCGCCGCCCCAUCCACCUCGAGUCGGCGGCGAGCGCGUUCCUGCAGGGGCUGGACCGGCGGGCGGAGGCGGCGGGCGCCGACCUGUCGCGCCUCGAGUCGAUGGCGUUCGGCACCGUCUCCUUCGAGGAGCUCCUCGGCCACUGCGGCGAGGCGCUCUCCAUCUCCUCCCGCCACGCCGACGCCAUCGAGUCGCGCCUCGUCUCCUUCGGCUACGCGCCACCCGAAGAGGAGGAGAGCGAGGAUGAGGGUGUGGGGGAAGAUUGGGAUGCGGAGAAGCUUCCCGAGGUUCCUGGGAAUGGGUGCUUCGGUGGAGGGAGCUCAGUGCUGAGGUCCAGUGUGGAGAUGGCUGCGGACGACGACGUAUUAUUUGAGAACUCCAUGUCACUUAAGAAUCUUGGCUUUUCAGAUGCUUGUCUAGCUACCUUGUCCUCUCAUGACAGUGGUUUAACUAGAAGCACAGAUAUACUUUACAAAAAACCUGAAAGUGUUGCUGAUGUUCAAGAGAGUGUAGAGCAUGCUGAGUCCGUUCUAAAUAGUCAAGGUAAUGAUGCACAGGGAAUGAUAAAGGCAUCAAAGGAGGAUUAUGAGAACCUACCUCCAUUCAUGAAGACUCUUGCAUCAUGGGAGGAAUUGGAGGAGGCAAUAUUGAAAUUAAAUUCAUACUUUGGCAGUGACAAAGCUCAGGGCAGUAUUGCAUUGAAGCAAGAUGACGUAGGAGAGAUUGGAUUGGGGCGCAAAGGAAGAUCCUACUUGUUGAUCCUUCUGCGGAUGAAUCAAUUGACAAUGGAGACGAUUGAUGGCUCGAUUUUCUACAAUCUACGCAAAGAGUGACUCCUACGCAAGGGAAUGUCCGGCCGCUGGGACUUGAAUAGCUGAAUGUAAUAUAGUGUGAAGUUAUGCCUUUCCCCCCCUUUUUUGGUUACUUGUGCUACAAUAACCCUUGGGUUGUGUUAUUGUGUCCUAGCUGAAGCAGAGUGAAAUGCUUGUCAAUUGUUGCAGAGUGAAAUACCUUGUGAAUUGUGAUGAUAUAUUGUUGUCUUACCAUUUCUCUCCAAGUUUUCAAUCUUGGUAAUAUAUAUAAAAAAAAGAACAAGACUGCACGUCUUCAGUAUCACA
Messenger RNA from Oryza brachyantha (malo sina), 1305 nucleotides. RefSeq lists its product as uncharacterized. NCBI's taxonomy places the organism in Eukaryota, Viridiplantae, Streptophyta, Magnoliopsida, Poales, Poaceae. Gene Ontology annotation, cellular component: outer kinetochore. Bases 97 to 1020 code for a protein of 307 amino acids. The transcript has 9 exons. Gene Ontology annotation, biological process: chromosome segregation. The record is from RefSeq and is a predicted model, not a curated record.